Alternaria novae-zelandiae is the source of this 1539-nucleotide messenger RNA. RefSeq lists its product as uncharacterized. The record is from RefSeq and is a predicted model, not a curated record. Gene Ontology annotation, biological process: carbohydrate transport; transmembrane transport. The transcript has 2 exons. Gene Ontology annotation, cellular component: membrane. The coding region runs from base 1 to 1539 and encodes 512 amino acids. Gene Ontology annotation, molecular function: carbohydrate:proton symporter activity. NCBI's taxonomy places the organism in Eukaryota, Fungi, Ascomycota, Dothideomycetes, Pleosporales, Pleosporaceae.
AUGGGACUCACCGGAAAGACUCUGCAGACGGCACAGCUGCUGCUCGUCGUUCUGCCAGCUUUUGUGCUGUUCGGAUACAACCAGUCUGGUGUGGGCGGUCUGUUGUCUCUCCGUGACUGGAACGACCACUUCCCGGAGAUCAACACCAUCGAUGCUACCGGCGCUGAGAAGAGCAGCAAUUCGACCAAGCAAGGUGCCGUUGUCGCCACCUUCACCAUUGGCGCUCUCUUCGGUGCUCUGUCUUGCUCCUGGAUUGGCGACAUCCUCGGACGACGAAAACUCAUCUUCGGUGCCGCAUUCUUGACUCUCGUCGGCGAGAUCCUACAAUGCACUAGCUUCCAGCUCGCGCAAUUCGUCGUCGGCCGCUUCAUUCUAGGAUGGGGAGUCGGAGCUCUCAGCGCUACUGUCCCAGUCUGGCAAUCCGAAUGCUCAUCGUCUGCCAACCGUGGUAAGCACGUUGUGCUCGACGGUUGCUUUAUCUCCCUCGGCUACCUGCUCGAAGCAUGGAUCAACCUUGGAUUCUUCGAACAGGAUAACCUGCCUCUGCAAUGGCGUAUCCCGCUCGCCAUUCCCACCGUCAUUUCCCUUGUUCCCAUGGCCGCUGUAUUCAGCAUCCCUGAAUCACCUCGCUGGCUAGUCAACAAGGGACGCGUGGAGGAGGCUCGUCUCAGUCUGUCCAGCUUCAAGGGAUUGGAUCUGCACGACCCCGAGAUCACAGCUGAGAUCAGCGGCAUCGAACUCGCGCUCGAGGAGACUGGCCGCAGCGCAGCGAAGAUGAGCGACAUCUUCACUAUGGGCAAGGACAAGCUGUUCUACCGCUUCUCACUCUGCAUCUUCCUCCAAUUCCUGCAGCAAAUGUGCGGUAGCAACCUCAUUUCCACCUACUCAACCAUCAUCUUCCAACAAGGUCUCGGCCUCGACAGCGAAACCUCGCGCAUCCUCUCCGGCGGCGCGCUAACCUGGAAGUUCCUCUCCUGCUUCGUCGCCUUCUUCACCAUCGACCGCUUCGGGCGCCGCAAGCUCUUCAUGUUCAGCGGCGCGGGCAUGGCUUCCUGCAUGUUGGCUCUCGCCGUCGCAUCCAGCUUCCCCAAGACAAACCAAUCGGCCCAGAUCGCCAGCGCGCUCUUUGUCUUCCUCUUCAACUUCUUCAUCCCGAUUGGGUUCCUCGGAGCGAACUUUUUGUACUGCACGGAAGUUGCGCCGACGAGGCUAAGGGUGCCUAUGGCGGGUAUUUCCACUGCCAACCACUGGCUCUGGAACUUUGUCGUCAAUAUGGUCACGCCUGUUGCUAUUGAGACUAUUGGGUGGCAGUACUACCUCGUCUUCCUUAUCAUUUCCGCUAUCAUUCUGCCCGUCGUUUACUUCGGUUACCCUGAGACCAUGGGCCGCAGUCUGGAGGAGCUGGAGAUGAUGUUCACAGAGGGUACGAGCAUCCCGGCUAUUGUUAGGGAGAGCCGCAAGCCGUUCACUAGUCCUCUUCCUGAGCACAUGCUUGAGAAGGGUGGGAAGGAUGUUGAUGAGGAGGAGUAUGUGCACUGA